Molecule: messenger RNA, 671 nt
Organism: Notothenia coriiceps (black rockcod)
Lineage: Eukaryota; Metazoa; Chordata; Actinopteri; Perciformes; Nototheniidae
Gene: med31
Product: mediator complex subunit 31
Exons: 1
Biological process (GO): regulation of DNA-templated transcription
Cellular component (GO): mediator complex
Molecular function (GO): transcription coregulator activity
Source: RefSeq, a predicted model, not a curated record
CCCGGCUCUAAGGACUCACCCCUCUCCCCCAGGUACCCUCACUGCCUGCACAUGCUGGAGCUGCUGCAGUACGAGCACUUCAGGAAGGAGCUGGUGAACGCUCAGUGCACCAAGUUCAUCGACGAGCAGCAGCUGCUCCACUGGCAGCAUUACAGCAGGAAGCGCUCCAGACUGCAGCAGGCGCUCGCUGAGCAGCAGCAGCAUGUAGCCACGCAUGCUAACACGUCCGCGAAGUGAGGAGGAGGAGGAGGAGGAGGAGAUAGUGGGACAAUACUAUUCUUUUGUUGGGCUUUUUGCCGAUUCAUGUACUUCUUUUUACAUUCACUGAAAAUAAAACAAAGCAAAUAAACACGUCUUGGAUCCAGAAGCAGAUUGUCUUUAUUUUUGUUUCAUAAAAUGUGUGUUUUUAUAUCCACAUUGUUUCUGAAGCUGCGACGUGUUUCUCCUGAUGAAAGAGGUUUGAAGAGUGUUGGCACCCGUAGGCCACCGUACUUUAGUAAAUGCAAAAAGACCCGUGAAAAAAACGCAUUUGAAAACAGAAGAAAAAAGACAUUACACGAAGAGACCGUGGAGGAGAGGACAAUAUUUAAAUUUCAUUUUUUGCUCCAACAUGUAAUUCUGUUUUCAUUCACUGAAAAUAAAACAAAGCAAAUAAACACGUCUUUAAUCCA